Salvia miltiorrhiza (redroot sage) is the source of this 3510-nucleotide messenger RNA. Its product is annotated as zinc finger protein VAR3, chloroplastic-like. Gene Ontology annotation, cellular component: cytoplasm. The record is from RefSeq and is a predicted model, not a curated record. NCBI's taxonomy places the organism in Eukaryota, Viridiplantae, Streptophyta, Magnoliopsida, Lamiales, Lamiaceae. Gene Ontology annotation, molecular function: mRNA binding. Bases 107 to 2518 code for a protein of 803 amino acids. The transcript has 6 exons.
AAGAGAGCAAAUCUAAAACCUGAGUAAAAUCCUGCAACUCCACUGCUCGUCGUAAUCAAAACCACAUCUUCUAACAGCCACCGCCGCCGCCAUCGUCACCGCCGGCAUGGGCGGCGCCACCAGGUUCAUGACCCUCCUCACGGCCCCCUUCCCACCCCUCCGACCAUCGCUUAUCCUUCUUCACCGCCGUCUUUCCUCUCUUUCCAUCGCUCCCCUCCGUCUCCACACCCGCUCUCCUCUUUCCAAAUCAAAAACCCUAACUCCCCAACCCCCCAGCUGCUUCCACUCUCAACCGAGCAAUAACACCUACGCACUCCAAUCCUCCGCCGCUCAGCAGCACCUCCACCACCCGUGGCCGGAAUGGAUCAAUUUUCUCAAUUUUUUAUCUAAUGGACAGGGAUAUUCCGCCCCUCACGGCGAUAAGAUCCCGCCGGAGGACGCCUUCGUGGUGUAUGAGAAAUUGAGCGACGAUUUUGUCAGCGCCGCCGCCGCUUGCAUCGCUUUCUCUCGUGCCCGACCAGAUCUUAUCGGACGGCUUUCGAGGAAGGAUAUUGAAGCUGUUGUGUCAAAUGGAACUCCAUUUUUGUUCAAAAGUGCGCUUGACACGGCAAGAAGGAUGAGGGCGUUUUUGGGAACUGCUGGCAGCAAUGUAGCAGAAGUUGAUAAAGCAAGAUUGACUGAUCUAAUGAAGUAUAUAAUAAGUUAUGCAAGCAAUCCUACAGCUUCUUCUGAAAGAAAUGGGCUGUAUAGUAGGGAACUCGUUGAUUCGUCUGUGCGGAAUCUGUUGCAUGAAAUGGUUACAGUAUGUGGUGGAGCUCCGACAGGAUACAUGCCUGCUUCAGGACAUCAGUUUUCGGGCAGUGAUAGACAUGUCCCGAAUCCUAAUGGACAAAAUAUUGAAAUGAAGAGAGGCGACUGGAUAUGUCAGAAGUGCGAUUUUAUGAACUUUGCAAAAAACGUUAAAUGCCUUGAAUGUGAGGAACCCAGACCAAAGAGACAACUAAUUGGCGGGGAGUGGGAAUGCCCUGAAUGCAGUUUCUAUAAUUAUGGAAGGAAUACGGUUUGUUUGAGAUGUGACUGUCGACGUCCUGGUGCUCCGUUGUUUAAUAACAAUAACUCUCAAAAGAUUGGGACGCAGUUCUCUCCUUUAUCUCAGUCAGGUUCUUCAGAUAUUCGAUAUUCAGGGAGCAACCAUGCCAAGGCUGUUCCUUUCGUGCCACUACCUGCAGAUACAUUCUCUAGGAGAUAUCAAACUCCGGAGAUGGAUAAUGGAAAUAAAAUACCAGUAGAAGCUAACAAUACAGCCUCAUCAGAUGUCAGGAACCGGACAGCUAUAAGUAGCACUCCUCAGGGUUUAUCUGGGAAUACUCAGCUCACAAGAGACUCGGCAAGUCAGAUUGAUAUCCAGAAUAACGAGGGAGAGCAAACUGAAAAGGCAGAAAGAUGGUUCAAGAGGAUGGCUGAACUACAAAAUGCCAAAGAUUUGCCAAAUGCAGUCUCGGAUGAAGAUUUCCCUGAGAUAAUGCCAGUGCGCAAGGGAGAGAACCGGUUCGUGGUUAGUAAAAAGAAAGAUCGUUCACUUACUUCUCCACAGUACAAAAGGCAGGUCGCAAUGGAUCAGGCAAACAAUACUAAUUUUGUGCCUUUCGUUCCCUUCCCUCCUGGCUAUUUCGCUAACAAAGGCACGGAGCAGCCCGGUGGUCCAGAUUCACCAGCAAAUACUGUCAGUGAUACAUCGUUUAGUAAAGCAAGGGAACAUACUGAUAAAUUUGAUGCAAAGCAUGGAAUGGCGGAUUCAAGUACUGUUUGGAGGAAUGAUCAAAAUGCAAGGAGCUCAGGGGACUCUCUGUAUACGAAUGAAACCAGUACUGCGCAAUUUGGUGGUGAUUAUUCGAAACAAUAUAGUGGGGGCACUGUCCAAAAUUCUUUCGCGUCCGACACCAUGAACACUAAUAGACAAACUGGUGGAUAUUCUGGAGCAGGGGAUGCUUCCGUAGCUGGACAUGGAGGAGCUUUGUCUAGCGAAACCGGUGCCGCACAAUUUGGUGGUGAUUAUUCGAAACAUCAUAGUGGGGGCAAUGUCCAAAAUUCUUUCACUUCCCACACCAUGAACACUAAUACACAAACUGGUGGAUAUUCUGGAGCAGGGAAUGCUUCCAUAGCUGGGCAUGGAGGAGCUUCGUCUCAGCCGCCUAAAAAUGAAAAUGUCCGUACUAGCUGGAGUGGUCCGAGCUUGGAGGGGUCAGCUGUCAAGGAACCAGAUCCUCUCGAUAUGUCAGAGGAAGCCAAAACCGAAAGGUGGUUCAAGCGUGUAGCUCAGAUAAAGGACAUAUCAGAGCUAAGCCAGAUCCCAGACGAAGACUUCCCCUCGAUAAUGCCAAUGCGGAAGGGUGUCAACAGGUUUGUCGUGAGCAAGAGGAAAACGCCCCUUGAACGGCGGCUGACAAAUCAGCAAUACAGAAGAAAUCUUCCUAUAGUCCCUAAUAAUCCAUUGAAGAAGGAAGGCGACAGCAGUUAAUUUCAGCACAACUUCAUCCUUCCCCCCCUGCACGACACAGAUCUUCGCCCCGGCUGCCCUCAGCACCUCCAGGUACCCGUCCAAGAACCUCGCCCCGCCACAGACUACGUUGUGCAUCGUGUGCCAGGCCGAAUGAUGAGUGUGCCGUGUCACAUCCGUGGUCAUGAAGUGAAGAUCCCUAGAGAGAGGAGGAAGCAGAAAUUUCAGCCAAGAAUCUUGAUUUUCACCUUGUGGUUUACAUAUAGUAUAUCUAAGUAUCUAACCUGCUUCGUGUUACCAGCUUUAUAAUCCAUUCCCAGAAUCUGUGAUUCCGGCACAGGAAGAAACAUGCGCAUCUGCCCAGGUGCUCGUACCACGCCAUGAAGGCCGAGAAGAACAGCAAUGGCGGCCACACCCGCCUUGCAGCAAUCUGUCCGAGGGCUUCUGCAGUAGCAUCUCCUCGCGAAGCAGAGAAGUAAGGCUGAGACUCAGAGACAGAAUAAUCAAUGGCUUAGAAUAGUAGAGACGACUUUCUAGGUCUACCGAAGAAGACGAUGACUCACAGGAGCUACCAAAGUGAUUGAUUUCACUGAAGCAGAGUGCUUUGCAGCCAAUGCUAGAGCAAUCACACAGCCCAUGGAGUGUGCGACUAGGUGGAAGGAGCUCAGCUCAAACGGGCCGAUCACGGAGCUCUCGAUCAUUUCUACGUGAUUCGUCAACGUGUAGGGGCAGUCUUCGGGCUUCGGGCUGCUGCCGAAUCCUAGUAAAUCUACUGCAAAUAAUCUGUAGUUUUGCCUCGAGUGUUCGGAGAGAUUGAGGAAGACGGUCUCUUUCCAAAGUGAAGACGAUGAGAGGAAACCAUGUAUGAAUAUCACAUUCUGCCCACUAUUUUCUCCUUCUGCUCUAAUCUCCUCCUUCUCUGUCAAAGGGAAACUUAUGCACUAUCAAUUUUCAUCCAUAAGUGGCUCGUUUGCUAUGCAUGAUAACAGUGGGAUAAAUACCUAUAGCACCCU